Messenger RNA from Paramuricea clavata, 4169 nucleotides. The record is from the annotation of a GenBank genome assembly. Lineage: Eukaryota; Metazoa; Cnidaria; Anthozoa; Malacalcyonacea; Plexauridae.
AUGAAGAAUUGUAAAAAUGAGGGAAAGACGAUUAUUUAUCUCAAUGAUGGACCUGGUUCUGAUCCUUACAGGUGUGCAUGCCCAAAGGGAUACAGUGGAGAUCUCUGCCAAAUUGGUGAGUUAAAUGUUAAAGAAAAAGCUUGAUGCCGAAAUUAAAGAUAAAAUAGAAAAAGAAUCAAAAGUUGCCUGCUGCAACAAGAACUCAUCUCGAGCCAUGCUAAUUGAAAAUGAAAGUGUUUAGCGUGUUCGCUCGGGUGCAUGCUGCAACUGUCCACUGUAUAAAAAUUAGCAAUCGUAGAUUAGCAUUGGUUUCUUUAUCCAUAGAUAGAUAUAUAAGGGUACGAUUUUGAGUGCAAUUUGGAAAAAACUUGCACGAGUGAGAUUUUUGAAAGAAGAUCAAAAUUGCAUGAGUCCGAAGAAUGGAAACUCACGAGCGUAUGUUUUUCUAAAUCACAUGACAAACCAUGCAUGUUAUUACUUAUUAAUAUAUAUAGCUACGUGAAAAAAUUAUGCAGAAGCAAAUUCACGGUCACUUGCAUGCUUAAAGCACAUGCGAAAUAAAUUUGCGAUAAUUUUUGUUUAGGCUCUUGCAGUAUUAGGUUGCUUUUUUAGACGAACUUGAACUUUUUUAGACGAACUUCGCACUUAAUUUUUAACUUGAGUAUUUUUUUCAUAUACAUUAUUCUAAUCAUUAGGCUAUAUAUAAAAUAUCAACAUUUUUCAAUGCCUUAUGUACAAAUAUAAUAGAUUAAAAGAUGUGUUGUCCGUUAGAAUUUUAUCAUGUUUCUUAUUCUCAUUUAGUUCCGACACUUUCUGACUCCGACAUAUUGUCUGGAGAACCAGCUAACUUUCUGUCAAGAUUAACUUCAUGGACCGGAAAGCCAAGCAGUAAUUGGAAGCUGUGUUGGCGUGCAACUAUACAUGGAUGGGCAGCCACUACCUUCCAUUUAAAAUGUGAUAACAAGAAACCAACCGUGACCAUAAUAAAAGUUGGUAAAUACAUCUUCGGUGGUUAUGCUACGGAAUCUUGGGAAGGUGAGACUUACAAUAGUUUUUCCCAUCAAGUUUUCAACUGUUUUGAACAAGAAAAAUGCCAGAGUCGUUGCUUGAAGAUAACUAGACGUACAGGGAUGCCUGCAUACAGGUGCAUGUAAACGUAUAGAUAUAUACUCUAACAGUAAAUUCUAUAAUUAAUAUUUUGAGAAGCGUGGAGUUUUUAGAAAGUCCGGGCAGGAGUUUGAACAAUAAAUUUUCGGAAUACAUUUUUACACGGUACAUGCAUGUCCAAAUUAGUGCGUGACAGUGCACGUGUAAAUAUAAUCAGUCACAGAUCGAUCAAACAGACAGAAGAUGUUCAUUGGCAGAUCGUAAUUUACUAGUGCGAGAGUGAAAUUUAUGCAACGUUUUCAUAAUAUAUAGCGACUCUCUAUAUCAUCAGGUCUUGAUAAAAUAUUUAAAGGAAGAAAACACAAAGAAAAAUCUUAAGCGUGUCGUAUCUUUAUAUGUGAUAAAAAAUCAUGUUAAUUUACAUAAACUUUAGCUUUGAUUUUCUCGGUUUAGACAAAGUUUAUUUUAAAAAUUACUUCGCCAAUGAACUCAUAUAAGAUGAGUCGUUUCUUUAAGCCAUUUAAAGCACUUGUAGUCGUGUUUUAUCAGAAAUAAAACUAAGGAAUACAACAACAAUAUUACUGUUGGAGAAAGUUAAAAAUAGUACAUUAUUGUUUUAAGUGAUGAAAAUGUUUUUAAAUCAAAUUAAAGAGGUGUUUUAUCAAAGAUCAAUCAAUUAUGACACAAAUGCGUCACUAUAUAACACUGUUAUUAUUUAGUAAAUUCCUUGAGCGUAUAUUCUAUACAAUAAAUAACAAUUCAUAUAUUAAAUACUUUAAUAAAAAACAAUUAAUCACAAACGACAAGCAAAGACUUGUAUAAAUGACAGUAAAACUAGAAAUCAAGCGAAAUAUAAGCACAAACGAGACAUUAAUUGUCCCUAUAUGCGUGCAAGGUAUACAAAUAUAUAAAAAAUAUAAACGGAUGUGCCAGUUAAAUAUCGUGCACAAUAAUCAAUCCGGCCCAGAAUAACUUUGUUGAUGCAAACGAAAUUAACAAAAGCAGAAAAAGGGGAAAGCUUAAAAUUUUAAAAUUUAGAAGUUGCUUUCGGCAAUCUGAGUGAACGAACGAUUAUAGCAUACCAGACAUUUUAAUCUUUAACUUUGUAAACAAUUACAUUAUGACAUACUUUUGGACUUAAAGAAAUAUUCAGUAAUAUAUAACAUGCAAACAAGAAGGAAACUGUAGGAUGGCAUCGUGUUACUAUGCAACACUAGUUGGCGGUCAGUGUGGACCUAGUUCGUACAAUCCUUCUAUUGUAGAAUACGUAACAAUCAAGGAUUGUAAUAAGGACAUUUUAAACCAUUGCUCACAAUAUAAAAUUAGUAACGAUUGUGGCCUGUCUGGAAGUGAAUCAAUGUUACUUCUUGCUCGUGCAGGUAACGUCACCGAAUUUAAUGUUUAUUUUUCAUUCUUUGACUUUGUUGACUUACUGUUUGCAAAUUUUAAAGAUUGUAACUAAAACGUAUCGGUAUUCUUUAGGAAUUUUUGAAAUCGACGAGUCAUACAUGAAGAUGACAGUGUGUCCUUUACAUCGAGAUUUGUAUGGCAUUCGCUGGAGGUGCAACAAGACCAGAUGCUCAAUUCGAAAUUACCUUGCAGCACAUAAAUCUUUAUCUGUCAAAGCUCAAUGUGGACUGACAACUUUAUUAUCAUCUUUUAUUUUUAACAAGACCAAGAUACUUAUUCCUGUGGGAACAGGUACGAGGUUAAUUUAUUCAAUACAUCUAUUUCCUGCGUAUAAGGUCGGCAGGAAACGUGAGAGAAGUAUGAGGAUAUUUACUAUGCAUGCACAAGUAGUGCAGGUUUUGUUUUUAACUGAAUUUCCACGUUUUUUGUAGAAUGAAGAAUUUACUUAUACUAAACUUUUAGCAGCAAUGCCUUUAUUUUACAGGAUAUACAGUAUAAUGUAUACGUUAACUUUUUGCUUGUUUUAGGGAUAUGCAGGAGCUGUAAAGAACAUUUAGCUCAUCUGGCAACAGAAUGGAGAACUAGUAAUUUAGUGUCAACUGACGACGAAUCAAGUAGCUAACUGCUUAGAAUUAUCAACAUCUCUGCCGCAGAUUAACGCAGAACAGCCGGUAAUAAGAAGCAAUUUUAACUUUAUCACGAGCCAUGAUCCAUGCACUACAUUUUAACAGCUUCUAUUCUUUAUUAGGAAGACAGUAAUACUAGUACGUCAGAUGAACUUGUUGAAGAAAUGGAUAAACUUGUACUUAACGAGACCAGGUGGAGCAUCUUCUCUCCAGACACUGCAAGUACUACAUCAUCAUCAUCUUGUGACGUCACCGAUGUUUCUUCUUCAUUGGUUGCUAGAAGAAAAAAGCUAAACGAAUAUUUGGAAGCCUGUAAUAUUCAUCCUUUGAAAAGACCAAUGUCAGAUUGGGACCAGAUAUCAGAGCGCACACAAGAACGAUACAUCCAAAAAACAUGUGAAAUUGUCUCGUCAGUGUUAAAUGAUAUUUCAUCCACUAAUGCCCCACAUCUUUGGAAAGGGCUUCAAACUUCCGGAAGGAUGAACAAAGCAUUUGGAUUAAGCCAUCAGCCAGCAGAAAAAGCUUAUUUAGAAGCCUUAGCGGAAGUGUAUAAAACCGCAGAUAGCUGGGAUACUCGGCGCCAAGUCUUAUCUACCAUGUCCGAUGUGGCUAAUUUUAAUGUCAUUUCAGAAUAUAUUCCUGGUCUCACACACUACCGUUUUACUAUGGCUAAUCUUCAUCGACUUCAGUAUGGAAGGUGCGUUCCAGUUCCGUUAAAGACAUCGCCUCGUCUUCGUAUAUGUCAGCAACAGCUUGAUCAUUUUCUGAGCUUUAUAACAAGCCCCCAUUUAGUGCAAGACUUGCCGUUUGGCGAAAAAGAAUUGAAGAUGUCCUCAGGUAAAACAAUUAAAGUACCGAACAUCAUCCGUACCAUGAUACCUCAAAGAAUUGUGAACCAAUACUCUCAGUACUGCAAAGAAAACAAUUUUCAAUCUUUCAGUAAGAGCACAAUGUUAAGAGUACUAGACGAAUGUAGUGCAACCCAUCGUAAAUCUCUUCAAGGUCUCGACAACUUUGCUGCUCAAG